Molecule: messenger RNA, 540 nt
Organism: Zymoseptoria tritici IPO323
Lineage: Eukaryota; Fungi; Ascomycota; Dothideomycetes; Mycosphaerellales; Mycosphaerellaceae
Exons: 1
Coding region: 1-540 (179 amino acids)
Source: RefSeq, a predicted model, not a curated record
AUGAGUCCCUCCAACCGAGAAGUCAACGAACGCGCGCCUGCCAUCCCAUUUCGCAUCUCGACUCCUGGAAAGCGAGCGAUAAGAGCGAUAGCCAUUCCCGAGACUCCCUCGCGCGCGACCAACCCUUCGCAAGUCCGCAUCAAAUCUCCGAAGCGAGGCGCUGUAUCGUCUCGACCUACUAGAAUCCUUGUCGCAACACCGAGCAAGCUAGCAACAUUAUCCCAGCGACCAAUCUUCUCUCCCUCUCCUCCUCGUCCUCAAGUCUUCGCGCUAGAGACUCCCUCCCGACUUCCCCGUCCGACACCGACACCGAAGAAAGCAUCAUCGAUGCUGUUCGCGACUCCUACGAAACGUCCUGUCGGCAGAAUAGCUGCAACGCCUCGACGAGUAGAAGAGGACGCAGAUGAUGUGAAGGAGAACGGGGUGGGAGGCGUGGACGGGGAAGAAGGGAUCAUGUCAGGAAGAGCAAAACGUCGUGCCGGAGAGGCGGGCAAGAUGUUCGCAUUCAGUCGCGCGAUGAAGGAGGAGAAGAAGCAGUAG